GGAGCUCACAGCCUACCCCCUGUUCCUCGGGAAGGGAGGAAUUCAGGGGGGAAAAAGCUUCCCAGAAGUUUGGAUCAGGGGAAGGACGGGAAGGCCCAGAGGGAAAGGGGGAGAGGGAGGAGAAAAAGGAAGAGGGAGGAGAGAGAGGGAGUGAAUUUAAAAAAAAAAAAAAAGAAAGAAAAAAAGAAAGAAAGAAAAGAUGAAGUCCAGUCUACUACACAGCUUGUGAGCGCCUGCCCGGGUGGGUGGGAAGCUGGACUCAGCGCUCAUGCGGCUAGCGGGAGGCGUUCCGGGCGCUCGUUCCUAGAGCCUGGGGCAGCUAGGGGCACCAGUCAAAUCCGGCGGUCGAGGGCGGGGGAGGACACGGAGGGAGGGCGCAGAUCACCCGCGGAGCCGCCGCCCCAGCUUCGGCCGAGGCGCCGCCGCCUCUCCAGGGCCGGGCCCGGCAGGCGCUCCGAGCGUGCGGCCGCGGGGCUGCCAGCUCAGUAGCGCAGGCAAGACGAGACCCGGGUGCGGGCGGCUAAAAUGAGUGAAAGGAGAAGAUCUGCAGUCGCCCUGAGCUCCCGAGCACAUGCCUUCUCCGUCGAAGCCUUGAUCGGCUCAAAUAAAAAGCGGAAACUGCGAGACUGGGAGGAGAAGGGGCUGGACCUGUCCAUGGAGGCGCUGAGUCCCGCAGGCCCUCUCGGAGACACAGACGACCCGGCGACACACGGCCUGGAGCCCCACCCGGAUUCUGAGCAGAGCACUGGGUCAGACUCCGAGGUGCUCACUGAGCGGACCUCCUGCUCCUUCAGCGCUCACACCGACCUAGCGUCUGGUGCUGCAGGCCCCGUGCCUGCUGCCAUGUCUUCCAUGGAGGAGAUUCAGGUGGAGUUACAGUGCGCCGACCUCUGGAAAAGGUUCCAUGAUAUUGGGACUGAGAUGAUCAUCACCAAAGCAGGCAGGAGGAUGUUUCCUGCCAUGAGAGUGAAAAUCACUGGCCUGGAUCCCCAUCAGCAAUACUAUAUAGCAAUGGACAUUGUGCCUGUGGACAAUAAAAGAUACAGAUAUGUGUAUCACAGCUCCAAGUGGAUGGUGGCUGGCAAUGCUGACUCCCCGGUGCCUCCAAGGGUCUACAUACACCCGGAUUCCCUCGCUUCUGGAGAUACCUGGAUGAGGCAGGUGGUUAGCUUCGACAAACUCAAGCUGACCAACAAUGAGUUGGAUGAUCAAGGCCAUAUCAUUCUGCACUCGAUGCACAAGUACCAGCCUCGAGUCCACGUGAUCCGCAAAGACUUCAGCAGUGACCUCUCACCCACCAAGCCCGUGCCUGUGGGGGACGGCGUGAAAACAUUCAACUUUCCUGAGACCGUGUUUACCACAGUCACAGCCUAUCAGAACCAGCAGAUCACCAGAUUAAAAAUUGACCGAAACCCUUUUGCUAAAGGAUUCAGAGAUUCCGGCAGGAACAGAACUGGACUUGAAGCCAUCAUGGAGACUUACGCAUUCUGGAGACCUCCCGUGCGCACACUGACCUUCGAGGACUUCACCUCCAUGCAAAAGCAGCAAGGGGGCAGUACAGGUACUUCCCCAACCACCUCCAGCACCGGGACACCAUCCCCUUCGGCUUCUUCUCAUCUCUUAUCUCCAUCUUGUUCUCCUCCAACUUUUCAUUUGGCCCCCAAUACUUUCAAUGUGGGUUGUCGAGAAAGCCAGCUGUGUAAUCUAAACCUCUCUGAUUAUCCACCAUGUGCCCGAAGCAAUAUGGCUGCCUUACAGAGCUAUCCGGGGCUGAGUGACAGUGGUUACAACAGGCUCCAGGGUGGCACAGCCUCAGCCACUCAGCCCUCUGAAACCUUCAUGCCUCAGAGGACUCCAUCUCUGAUCUCAGGAAUACCAACGCCUCCCUCGUUGCCCAGCAACAGCAAGAUGGAAGCUUAUGGUGGCCAACUGGGGUCCUUCCCCACUUCCCAGUUUCAGUAUGUCAUGCAGGCAGGCAAUGCGGCCUCCAGCUCCUCAUCACCACACAUGUUUGGUGGCAGCCACAUGCAGCAGAGCUCCUACAAUGCCUUCUCCCUGCAUAAUCCCUACAAUCUGUAUGGAUACAAUUUCCCCACUUCCCCCAGGCUAGCUGCAAGCCCAGAAAAACUGAGCGCAUCUCAGAGCACUUUACUCUGUUCUUCUCCUUCCAAUGGGGCCUUUGGAGAGAGGCAGUACCUGCCCACAGGCAUGGAGCACAGUAUGCAUAUGAUCAGCCCUUCUGCUAACAAUCAGCAGGCUACCAAUACCUGUGAUGGCCGACAGUAUGGGGCCGUGCCAGGCUCUUCCUCCCAGAUGUCAGUACACAUGGUUUAAGGAGCAGUCCAAACACCAUGGAGGGGAUGGCAGUCAAGACUCCAGAGUCUCUGUGGGUGGAUCUUCCUCAUUGGGAGCCCCAUGCCUUGGGAAAAUAAGAAUUAUGCGUUUGUUUUGGUUUUUGGUUUGGUUUUGUUU
This is a messenger RNA of Acomys russatus (golden spiny mouse), 2472 nucleotides long. It is a transcript of the gene Tbx15, whose product is annotated as T-box transcription factor 15. The transcript has 8 exons. Gene Ontology annotation, biological process: regulation of transcription by RNA polymerase II; cell fate specification; positive regulation of DNA-templated transcription. Gene Ontology annotation, cellular component: nucleus. Gene Ontology annotation, molecular function: RNA polymerase II cis-regulatory region sequence-specific DNA binding; DNA-binding transcription factor activity, RNA polymerase II-specific. The record is from RefSeq and is a predicted model, not a curated record. NCBI's taxonomy places the organism in Eukaryota, Metazoa, Chordata, Mammalia, Rodentia, Muridae. The coding region runs from base 526 to 2334 and encodes 602 amino acids.